GUUUUAUGUCAAAAGACAACUUUACACCAGUUAGAAAUGCUAUAAAAUAUUUAAAAGUAACAUUUUGAUUUAUUUUAUAGUUUUCUGCAAAAUGGAAAAAGUAAUAUUUCUAAAAAGUUUAAGAACAUAAAUGUUAUUUUACUGUUAAACAUAUAUUUUCCAAAAUUAACGUUUUUUUUUUCUCUGCUCAUCUGGUUGUCGGUCAACUUGUUCACAGGCAUGGUUGAGAAAUUUGGUUCGUAACUAAAUGGUGUCGGGUUCAAUCCUGGAGUUAAUCAAAGCUUUGUGAAUUAAAUUUAGUAGACAGAAGUCCCGAGGAAGCUUGUAAGGGAUCCGUUCCUGUUUUGAUUUAGUGUUGUGUAGAAAGCAAGAGAGCUGGAAGAAUGACGCUAGAUCUGCAUACUGUGAAAGAAGACUUUGCUGUUAUGGUCCAAAAGGUGCAACCAUGGACAUUAUCACAGUUUGUAAUGUGGUUAGAUUUGAAAGUUGCUGAAUAUAAAGUCCAUGGCUACAUGAUUUUGGAUUAUGAGGACCGGUUAAACAAGCUUUUUCCUGCUGAACUCAAGAAACACCCUUGCAGAAAUGCUUCAACAUCUAAGCAAUCGGAUAUAAAUACAGCAAAAGCACAUUUAAGAACUGCUCCAUCGAUGAUUUCUCCUCAGAGUUCUGUCAUCACUUUAGACAGUGACAGUCCUCCCACUACCGUUUCUUCACAAAGUGGAUUCUCUCGAACAUGUAACACAAACUGUGAAUUAGAUUCUGAAGUCACACAUGUUCAGUUACCCAACCAACAAACCAAUCAUAUUUUCACCCGGAAUUCUCAAAUUAUUGAUCUGGAAAGUCCAGCUAGUCCUCCUAGCAGCUAUAAUUAUUCUAGAAACGUAUCAAAACCAUCUCAGUAUUUAGAUCAUGAAAGUCAACCUAAACUCGUUAACAACAAUCAGAAAAUUGGUUUGGUACAUUCACGUAACAUCACAUCAAAUCAAUCCCAAACAAACAAUAAUGAAAAUAAUUUUUCAGCAAGUGAUCAUCAUCAUCAUCAUCAUCAUCAAAAACCACUAUUACAAGGAUGUGUUGGCAGUGAAGCUGGCGGGCGAGGUAUCAUAAAUAUAUCUUCUCAGAACGUUGACGGCCGACAUGAGAAUCAAGCUAACACCAAUACUUGUCUCACGAGGGAUGAAUCACAAAUGGAAUUAUUAAUGGAUGUUGUCAUUGAUGAAGACUAUUCAACAGACAACUGGAACACCAGUUCUUCCACUACAGUUCAGGAUAACACUUCACAUAACUUUCAAAGCAAUAAAGAUAAACACUUACCUUUUUUGUCAGUACCUGCUAAAAGAGGUAACUUUUCAAAUUCUAACCAGGUUGUUAAUAAUAAUAAUAACAAUAAUAAUAAUAAUAACAACAAUAACAAUAAUAGUAAUAACAGUGAUAUAAUUAAAUUGGAUUUGGAAAAUAUAGAAUCUGCUAAUAAUGUGCCUGUUACAGAUAUUAAAAUUGAAGAUGUGAAGCAUUGUCUUGAUGAAGAAAAGUUCUCCCUAUUAACUGACAGUGCUAACAACCCUAACGAUGUGAUACACGCAAACGAAUAUUCUGAUUCUGACAUGGAAGGUGAAAACAGCCAGAGUUCACAACAUGAUACUGUAAAUGCUGAACGCCCAUGGAGUGCUGAAGAAUUGAAAGAAUUUUCAAAUGCUGUAAUAUCUCGGCGCAGAUAUAUUGGAAACCGGUUCAAACCAAACAUUUCCUUACCUGUAUUCAGUGGCUAUUUACAGAACAUGCUAGAAACUGGGAAAGCUCAGUUUGUGUGGUCAAAGUUAGUUGAACAAUGUGCAUAUCAUAUUUUAGCGCAAAAAGACAUUCGUGAAAAACACGACUAUCGGGAAUUUUGCCAUGCUUUAUAUCAACAGUAUCCCAGUAUUGGAUUAGAAGGUCCCCAACCAUGGUCUCAUUUCUCCAAAACAUUAUCUCAGAAAAUUCGACACAUUCGAUGGCAGUUGAAAAAACGUUCAACAUUAGAUGUACAGAAAAACACAGUCUCUGGGAUGAAUGACCCUGUGCGACCACCAAGUCCCACAAUUCCUGGAUUAAAUAUCCCAACAAACACAUUGAUUGGAACCAAUAACACAGUAGUCAACACAGCCACUACGUUAACUGAGAGUUCUGACAUUCCAGUAUCAUCUCUGCAAGUGGUAUGAUGAGUUUUUUUUUUU
Molecule: messenger RNA, 2213 nt
Organism: Octopus bimaculoides (California two-spot octopus)
Lineage: Eukaryota; Metazoa; Mollusca; Cephalopoda; Octopoda; Octopodidae
Source: RefSeq, a predicted model, not a curated record